ACAAUUUUAUUAAUUCUGAAUACUUUAAAAAAUGACGACCAGUUCAGAUAACAAAAUUAACGAUAAUAAAUGGGAUCGAUGGAUCGAGAAUGGAAUUGCUAGUGAUUAUAUCAAUUACCAUGAUUUCGAUGAAUUUCAAAAUAUAAAACGUAUUGGUACUGGAGGAUUUGGCGAAGUUUAUCGAGCUAAUUGGGAAAGUUCAAAUACCGUUGUUGCAUUAAAAUCUCUGAAAAAUGAUGAUUGUUGUAUGAAAGAAAUUGCUAACGAGAUAACGAUGAUGCAUAAAGUUAAUUUUCAUACGAAUAUUGUUCAAUUUUAUGGUAUUACCAAAAGAAAAAAUAAUAACAGAGAUAGCGUUGAUUCAGAUUACUUGUUUGUCCUUGAAUAUGCAGAUAGUGGUACACUGAGAGAUUAUUUAGAAAAUAAUUUCAAUAAAUUAAAUUGGAAUGAUAAAUUACAAUUUGCGAUUCAAAUAGCUGAUGCCGUUUCAUGUAUACAUCGCAAGAAUAUUGUUCAUCGUGACCUACAUUCUAAAAAUAUAUUAGUUCAUAAGAAUAUUAUCAAAUUAGCAGAUUUUGGUCUUUCACGUAGGGCUGAAGUAUCAACUUCUACAAACAAUAUUAUGGGAGUGUUACCUUAUAUUGAUCCACAUCAUUUCAAAAAUAAAACAAACAACGAUAAUAAAAAUCUUCCAAGUAAAAAAUCAGAUGUGUAUAGUGUUGGUGUUCUUCUAUGGGAAAUAUCAUCUGGACAAAAACCAUUUGGAUCUAACGAUGCAUCAUUUUUACUGUUUGAUAUUAUAAACGGUAAAAGAGAAACUCCAAUCUCUGAUACACCAGUUGAUUAUGUUAAUAUUUACACAAGUUGUUGGCAAGAUAAUCCAGAUGACAGACCAGAUAUGAGAAAAGUACUUUCUGAAUUAAUGUUAGUAAAUAUUAAUGAAAAACUAGUAAAAACCUGGGAAAAUACAACUGCUAGUGAUAAUUAUUCAUCAAAUGACUACACGUCGAUUAAAUCAUUAUUACAUAAUUCGUUAAGUUGUUUGUUACAACUUGGAAACGAAGGAAUAACUACCAAAACUACAGAUGUUCAAUCGAGAUCAAGUAAGAAUGAAUUGCUGAGAAGUUUCCUGAAAGAUCAUAAAGAAAGUCUUAAAUUAUAAGAGUCUUAUAGAAGAGUAAAAAAAAUUCUGGUAAUACAAACUAGUAAAAAAAAGAAAAAAAAAUAAUGCAAAUUCAUUAAAUUGUUAUAUUCUCUUUUCAUUUCAUAGACUCAAACAUUUUCGAAAAAAAAAGAUUUAGAAACUAAGUUCUUUAGGUCAAAACGUGAAAUUUCAAUUACUUCAAUUUUAGGAUUUUAUGUGUGCGCAGUAGUCAAUUUAGUACCUGCGUAUUAAUUUUCUAUAAUAACUUUAUUUAGAUUUUAGAUGAAUUUAGAACAUUAUUUAUUUUAUAUUACGAUCAAUUGAAAUACUAUAUUUAAAUAAAUAUCUUAAGUUUU
Messenger RNA from Rhizophagus irregularis DAOM 181602=DAOM 197198, 1500 nucleotides. RefSeq lists its product as uncharacterized. Gene Ontology annotation, molecular function: protein kinase activity; ATP binding. Gene Ontology annotation, biological process: signal transduction; protein phosphorylation. Lineage: Eukaryota; Fungi; Glomeromycota; Glomeromycetes; Glomerales; Glomeraceae. The record is from RefSeq and is a predicted model, not a curated record. Gene Ontology annotation, cellular component: cytoplasm.